AUGUUCGUUUAUCUUACACAGACGGCUCUAUCAAGGCAAGGGGAAAUCAUGAACCUUUUACUCUGCCUUGCUGCCAUGCUUGGUGCCGCAAUCAAUGUAGAGGCUUUCCAAAAUUCGCCCAAAGGUCUUCACUUUGUAGGUGUUGGUUACAAUCUUCUGGAAGGAAACCCCGAGGGGGGCGAUGUAUCAAACGGUGGUGUUGACCCAGGACUUCUGUUCACCAGAAAAGUCUUCAAGCUGACAUGGGAAGAAAACAAAGUCUCUCUAGACAAGAAGUAUGUUGUACCAGAUCAGGUCAGCUUCGCCCCACGUCAGUCUUGCGUCAAAACAAAUAAAAAGGAAGUUUUUUCAGGUUCCAAAAGCUACCAGGAAAAACUUAGUGUGGAUGUACAAUCCAGCGGUAAGGCCAAGAAAACACUAUUCUGUAAACCUGACUUUUCUCUUACUUCUUUAACCCUUUAACUCCCAGGAUCUUAUCAGUAAUUCUCCCUACUGUCUGCCAUACAGUUCUUGUGAUGUUGGUUUGGAGAAUUUAGUAUCGGAUUAACUAAUAAUCCCUUAAUUAAGGGACUUUCUUUAAUCUCAUCAUUUUUCUUUUUGAUAUUGUGUUGAUAUUGUAAGAAGAAAUUCUGUCUUGGUGACUCGUGGGAGUUAAAGGGUCAAGCAAGUCGUUUUGUGUUCUACUUCUACAUCCUAAACGCAGACAUCGUGGGUUAAAUUAAAGAUACGUUUUUAUUCUGCAGGUGGUUACAAUGCAAUAUUGUGGAACGUUGCCUUUUCUCUAAGUUCAAGUAAGUAAAAUAAUUCAAUUCGUGCUAAAAAAAUCUUGAAAAUGUGUGUCAUAAGCAGGCUAGUCAGCUCUUCGAUAAUAAUUCAAGGCAAGAUAAGACAAGAGGGCGAGUCCCUUGAAACAACUAAAGAAGGAACCUCUGUUGGUCAGUUUUGAUUGAUUAGCACCACUGAUUACAGAAAAGUCAGGUGUUAGACUUAUGUUAUCUGGAAGAAAACCAUACAUUAAAAAGUUGUAUUGCGUAACAAAAUAUUCCCCCAGUUGGCAAGCAGUUUUACAAAUUUGUCUCUAACGAAAGGAGGCCAAUCAGAGAGCUGUGUUGUUAGAUGAAAUUGUGUUUUCUUUCUUCUCCCGGUUUUGUUCCUUAUUAGGAUAUGAGCAGGUGAAGAAAGAAACAUCAAAAUACCACAAUGUGUUUUAUGAAGAGAAGCAUGUGUGCAAUCGUGGCCGAGCUCGAUACCAAAUGGACUUGGCUCGAGUCAAGAAGUAUUCUGUGUCAGAGGACUUUGCAGCAGCUGUUUGUAUUUUACCAGAAGAUUACAAUCAGCAGGCCUACUUCAAAUUCAUCGAGAACUGGGGAACAGUGAGUGUCAAAAAAAGCUUGUCUUCACUAAAAGACAACAUUAGGGAACCAGCUUUGAAAUAAGGCAACUUCUGUUUUUGAAUGGCUUCUUAUACUUUUACAAAGUUGCAGUAAUAAAUUUUUAAAACAAAGCUUUUUGAAUAGGAGACUACAGGUAUUUAUGCUCUGUAAAUGAGAGCACAUAUUUAGAUAAAAGCCUUUCAUUAGUGGACACUAAGCUGAUUUUUAACAACCAUAAAUUAAUCAACUUCAUCCAAGGUUUCUAAGCCAGGUCCAAUCCAAAAUCGGCCGUUAAUCUUAAAAGGAGGGCUCGGUCACAACCACUCAUAGAAAAAGACUGGAAGGGAGUUGAAUUACAGUUUUACAGAUUUCUAGAAAGACAAUCACUGACAGGUUUCUGAUUGUUUUUGCUUUUUCUUCAGCAUAUUGUGGUUGAAGUUGAUCUCGGUGAGAGGAAGACUGAUCGAUCCAAAUCCACAAACUCUGAGUUCACCAAAUACGCCAUGAAUAACGUAAGAAUAAAGUCAUAUAACCAUAAUGGCUAACGCAUGCGCAGCGCAGUGACGAUUAUGGCGCGAAAACAAAAAAAUUUAAUUGGGAUGACAAGAAAUUGUUUUUUUGGUUGAUUCCAGGUGAUCUGCACAACAUGUUUGAAACCAUUUGCAUUAACAUGGUUAAUUUUGAGGCAGUUUUCAAAUAAGUUUCAAAGGGAAAAGAAGUUUUCUUUGCCUUUGCCCCACUGAGCCCUUUGAUGAAUCUGCAUAACUUACACCACAUUCUGAAAUAAUCAGUUCUCAAUAAGAAAAUAGAAAAACAUUCGAGAAGUAGUCGCCCUCGCUCUGCCGUACAAAUGGUCGGUUACCCAUGUAACUCAAGGUUAUCAGGAUUAUUGGUUCCAUUUUAUAAUUAUCUUCCUUUUCAUAGUAAUUAUAAGAACUUUAGUUUUCACUCCAAGGCAGUCAUUCUAAAGGCGUUCUUUUGGCGAUUGUUUCAUUACUUUGGUUACCUUCUUUAGGGAACUUUCAGUAAAUCUGUAGCGGUUUUACUUUUUUUUUUCAGAUGGAAAACUCAGUUUCCGUGUCAGGAGGUUAUAUGGGUUUCAAGGCCUCCCUGAAAGUUGACAUGAAAAAAUUUAAAGAAUCCAUGUCGGAUAAAACCGAAUUCGGAGAACACAAGGUGUCGUUCACAUCCGGAGGCGUUGAUAUGCCUGAGCCUAUUGGAAUAAGGAUUGUGCCAAUAUACGAAGCCUUUGAUGCCAGUUUCUACGCAAAGCUUGAUCACCAGAACUCUGCACGAUGCGUCCAUUCCAGCGAGCUUGUCGGAACUCGAAGGGAACACGUCAAGAAGGCAUUAGAAGAGUAUCCGAAACUCAAGAAAGCUGAGGUGCCUACAGGUAAGAAAUUAAGGUGAAAGGUGAGGUCAAGGGAAAAUGUGAGUAACAUUUUGAUAUUAAUUUAUCUUUCCCUUAGGUUUUCACCUUUUCAUUUCAAGGACAUCAAACGGCAUUUGCGUGUUCAUAUUUUUUGCUACUUUCUUACCAAAAAGUUUGAGAAUCCAAUCAUAGUUUUGAAAAUUCAAAAUUUCCUGAUUUUAAACUUUAGCCCUGUACCUCAAAGUCAACUUAACCUUCUCAUGCGCGAUUUGCAGAUCCUGAAGUACGAAUUCCUCUCACUUGGCCAGUUGGAACGUAUGGCCUUCCCAUGCCAAAGGCAGGUUGUCCUAAGAAUACAAAGUUUGCUUGGCACGUUGGAACCCGCUACCAAGAUACUGAGGAUGCUUUUGGAAAGAACCGCUGGUCAAGUCCGUAUGACUUGGCAGGGUCAUUAGCCAAAAGCAACAUGGAGCAGAAGUUUUGCAUGAAGACAGAGGAAGGAGACAAGAAAAAUGGUCUGCAGUGGCCAAGAGGUCAAUACUGUAUUCUGAAGAAGGGAGAAUGUGCCGAGGGUAAGCACUGUUAACAAAUUUGUCAAAGAUAAAAUUGGAUAAGAUUAAUUAUAUUUCCCUGUUAUUGAUGUAAACGCCUGAGAAACGUUCCCCCCGCCUCAUUGAUUUAUGGAGCCUUCACCUGCAGACAGGGGGGAACAUAUAGGAGAGAGGGACCACUGAUGUGAGCCAAAAUGUAGGUCGUUACUUUUCUUCAGGCUGUUGCUCCGCCCCGUUCGGAAAUGAUGAAUUUCUUAGCAUUAUUACAAUCAAAGACGGGGUUUUCUCUUAAUCACUCAUUACUCAGGUUUCCAGCAAGGACACAUCAGAUGGGAUGACGAGAACAGUAACAAUAAAAACAGACACUCUGGAGCGCUUCCAGACGGCGUGUAUGACAGGAACACUCACAUUCAGUACUGUUGCCGCACGGAUGGUCACGCCACCAAUGCCAUAAUUCUUCCCACGGACUCCCCGUUUGUGCUGUUGAAGUCCAACACUCAUCAGUGUCAGCAUGUCCGAGGAAUGCGGGUCCGAAGUGAAUAUUUCCAAUGGGAUUGUGAAGAUUGGUUUCCGAAAAACUAUGGCGGUGGAUCCAGACCUUAUGCUUAUGUUGGAAGGAAUAUCAAACUUGAAUACUGCUAUUAUUAUCAUUAG
Messenger RNA from Pocillopora meandrina, 3950 nucleotides. NCBI's taxonomy places the organism in Eukaryota, Metazoa, Cnidaria, Anthozoa, Scleractinia, Pocilloporidae. The record is from the annotation of a GenBank genome assembly.